Molecule: messenger RNA, 444 nt
Organism: Nilaparvata lugens (brown planthopper)
Lineage: Eukaryota; Metazoa; Arthropoda; Insecta; Hemiptera; Delphacidae
Exons: 4
Coding region: 49-444 (131 amino acids)
Source: RefSeq, a predicted model, not a curated record
UUACACAGAUGUUAUGGAAAAUUCGUCAGAUGUACACAAUAUACGAUAAUGGUAUUGAGUUUUAAUGAAUUGAUGGACUCCUGCUUUAAUAUCUUCUUCAUAAUGAAGGUGAGGAAUCCAAAAGUCAUCAUGACUCAUGCAUCAGCAUUCAUCUUCAACAACAUAUUUCUCCUUCUUAGCUAUUAUAGUGGUCAGCAAAUUAGCAACCAGAAUGAAAUAUUGCGAAGAUAUCUGGCAGAGCUACCAUGGAUCAACAAGCCAAAGUGGUUCAAGCAGAGCAUGAUAAUUAUUAUGAGCCGAGCUAAUGUUGAUACUCAGAUCAAACCAUAUGGAAUCUUCUACCUGAACCUCACAUCGUACAAAGAUCAAAUUGACAGCUAUGAGAGGUACUAUACAAAAACUAUUGUAAGCCCAGGAAUCGAACUGGGUUCGGGAUUUGUAUAG